AUGCCCUUUCCUGGUCUAUUCCGUAAUAGCAAUUAUCCCGGAGAAUACGCCCAUCUAGCGCAGGAUGCGGAGGCUGUUCUCAACGACAAAGCAUAUGAUUCCUUCAACCUCGUCUCGCAGCACAAUUUAACCCCUCACACUUCUUUGACUACUAUGCUCACGACUUCCCACAGAGGCCCGCCGAAAAUCACUGAAUCUCUCAGCAUCGCUAGGCCACGUGGCUCUUUCCGAGGGUCUGUUGAUUCUCAGGGAACAUUAAGUGGGUCCUACACGACGUCCAUUUUGCCUGGGCCCCGGUACCGUAACGCCGCGCGUCUACGCCUAUUAGGUGAUGUGCACUCCUUCAGUGCAGAGAAGUCAAAGAAGGUCAUGGCAACCGGCCGUGCCGAGCUCCACGUCGAAGGAGGAGACUACUCGCUCUCCGGUCUCUAUAGCCUCCCAGGACACAUCAUAGCGGGCUCAUACUUACAGGGAUUUGGAGACAGGAUAGCUGUGGGGUGUGAGAUUGUGCGGCCUCCGCAAACGGAUCCCUCUGUCAAGCCGGGUACCUCACCUAUUGCCAUGGCGGCAGGGGGAAUCCGUUACACUAAUAUCAGCCGUGAGCGUAGUUCCGAUCCAGGGAUAAUAGCCACGGCCCAGGUGAACACGGAGAAGACCGCGAAUGCUUCCCUGCUUGCCCAGCUCUCUGGAGAGCUUGCUGUCGCAGCUUCUGUCAACGCGGACUUCUGUGGCUUCAGGUCUCCAGAACAAAAAGAUGUCACAAAAGAUCGCUCGGCCCUGUCAGGCCUUCUCAAUGGCUUGAAGAAGACGCGUCUAUCUGCAUCAUGUGGAUUUACUAAACUGUUAAAAAGCUCGCAGGUUACGGUGAACUGCAACACGUACGGAGAGGUGUGCUGCGACGUGCGGCAUGCAAUGCAGGAUGGCACGGUUGCGGAGGUCAUCGGGAGUCUCGACAUUUUCUCAGGCCGCACGACCGUUGGGGUGGGCCUUGUGUUGUCAGAGCAGGCGCUCCCUCGCUUUAUUCACAAGGCGGUUCGGAAGGCCAACUCUUCGAGCAAUCACAAGUAA
This is a messenger RNA of Giardia duodenalis, 1068 nucleotides long. Its product is annotated as Tom40. The record is from RefSeq and is a predicted model, not a curated record. The transcript has a single exon. NCBI's taxonomy places the organism in Eukaryota, Fornicata, Diplomonadida, Hexamitidae. The coding region runs from base 1 to 1068 and encodes 355 amino acids.